Cuscuta epithymum is the source of this 986-nucleotide messenger RNA. NCBI's taxonomy places the organism in Eukaryota, Viridiplantae, Streptophyta, Magnoliopsida, Solanales, Convolvulaceae. The record is from the annotation of a GenBank genome assembly.
GGGUGAUCGGUGGUUGGAGAGGACAGGAAUUUCAGAGGAUGAAUGGCUGCCAAACGCCAAAACCCAAUGGACAGAAACACCCACUUCUGCUUUCAUGCGUUUUCUUUUCCCCUCCUUUAUCAGUCUUUUUUUCUCUAACCUCAGACACACUCACACACCACCAGCUGUCUACUCACCCCACCCCACCCCACCCCACCACCUCACAUUCCCCCCUCUCAUUAAUAAUUCCCAUUUCUACAACCUCAUUUUCAUUCCCCCAUCAUACUGGUAAACUGGUAUUGAUCCCCCCACCCCACCCCCAUCCCACACAUCAUUAAUGGCUUCCACAAGGCUUUUCAUUAAUUUCUUCAUGAUUUUCUUGAUCCUCCAGCUCCCAAAGUCUCUCUCACAGCAGAGUCUUCCCACAUCCACUAUCUCAGCAGCACCAUCAUUGCUCCCAUCUCUUCCUCAGUCAUCUUCACCUCCUACCUCAUCUCCAGAUAUAUCACCACUUUUUCCCUCCAUUGCUCCUACAGAAUCUUCUUCACAGCCCACAAUCCCUUCAAGCCCCAGCCCUCCCCUAGCAGAUGAUGAUGCAGCAGCAAGUCCAGUCCCUCUUCCAGUGGCCCUUUCUCCAGAACCAGUAGUUUCAUCCUCUGUUGCUCUUCAUGCACCAUUCAUAGUUCUGUGCUUGACACUAUAUUGGAUAUUCCAUAUCUCUGUCUGGUCUGGUGUGUAUAUAUAUAGAAGUUCAAACUUUAUGUGAGCAGCUUCAGUUUUUUCAAUCAUUAUUGUUUUUAGGUGCAUAGUUCAUUUAUUAGUAAUAUCUCUCUCUGUUUUUAUCUGCCUUUUUCAGUUUUUUCAUAUGCUUCAGUAAUAUCUAUUCUGCACACUUUGUCAUUGUUAAUUUCAAGGGGUUUGUGUUUCAAAUUCUACUCAUUUCAUAUGGCUUUUAGUGAUGAUUCUGGAGUACAAGAUGAAACAAAACAAAUGAAUAAAUGCCUGCC